CCUCGUCAUCAUAAAAGCUAGCUACAAGCCCGGGCGAACUUAGUGAGGUCGAAACAGUUACUUUCCAUCCAUCCACCAUGAUUUCAUGGGCGUCGUCUCUGCCUCAGAAACUCGCCGUGGCGGCCGUUCUUCUUGUCCUGUCCGUGGCCAUCGCGGCGUCGCCUGCGCCUGCGCCGGCGAACCAGAGUAGCUGCUACAAGCAUCUAUUCAGCUUCGGUGACUCUCUGAUCGACACAGGCAACUACAUCGUGCACUUCUCCGCGGCACCGGGUCCAGUCGUGGAGUUGCCAUACGGCCAGACCUUCUUCGGCCGGCCCACCGGCCGCUGGUCCGACGGCCGCCUCAUCGUGGACUUCAUCGUGGAGAGGCUGGGUUUCCCGUACUGGCCAGCGUAUCUGCAGGCGGCGGCCGGGAAGUCGCCGGCAGAGGAGUUCCGGUACGGCGUGAAUUUCGCUGUGGCCUCGGCCACGGCGUUGAGCCAGGAUUUCUUCAGGAAGAAGCACCUCCGUGUUGACCUGAUGCCCCCCUACUCCCUUGGCGUCCAGAUCGGGUUGUUCAAGAAAGUUCUCGCCGUGCUCGGCUCCACGGACCAAGAGAGGAAGGCGGCAAUGGCGAGCUCGCUGUUCCUGGUGGGGGAGAUUGGCGCCAACGACUACAUCCAACCCUUGUUCCAGAACAAGACGCUUGAAUGGGUCAGGCCCCUCGUACCCCGGAUCAUCAGGUCCAUCGCUCUGUCCAUCGAGGCUCUAAUCGAGCUGGGUGCCAAGACCAUGUACGUGCCAGGCAUCUUCCCCAUGGGGUGCACCCCGCUGUUCCUCGGCAUCUUCCCCGGCGACGAUCGCGACCCCGCCACAGGCUGCCUCCGGUGGCUCAAUGACCUCACCCUCGUCCACAACCACAUGUUGAAAUCCCAGCUCAACGAGCUCCGCCGCAACCAUCCGGGCGUUUCCAUCACUUACGUCGACUACUAUGAGGAGAUUCUCAGCCUCGUCACCAAGCCGGUGGAGAAUGGGUUCACUGCGGAGACGGUGCUGGAUGCGUGCUACCCGGUCUUCGUUCCUGGGAGGGAGGUGGUGCGGUGCCCGGACCCGUCGAGGUACGUGUCAUGGGAUGGUGUACACUUGACGGAGGCAGCAUACAAGAUCAUGGCCCACGGGAUGCUUGACGGCCCGUUUGCCAUACCGCCCAUCAUGUCCACGUGCAACCGCAACUGCUAGACUUGCGUGCCUUAGAGAGAUGCUACACCUAUGAAUGAUUUACUAUGGAAUUGGUUUUA
This is a messenger RNA of Triticum dicoccoides, 1276 nucleotides long. Its product is annotated as sinapine esterase-like. Lineage: Eukaryota; Viridiplantae; Streptophyta; Magnoliopsida; Poales; Poaceae. The transcript is spliced from 3 exons. Gene Ontology annotation, molecular function: hydrolase activity, acting on ester bonds. The coding region runs from base 78 to 1217 and encodes 379 amino acids. The record is from RefSeq and is a predicted model, not a curated record.